Molecule: messenger RNA, 2176 nt
Organism: Lactuca saligna
Lineage: Eukaryota; Viridiplantae; Streptophyta; Magnoliopsida; Asterales; Asteraceae
Source: the annotation of a GenBank genome assembly
GAGAGAGAGAGAGAGAGAGAGAGAGAGAGAGAGAGAGAGAGAGAGAGGUGAAAUAUUCGAUUUAGAGAGGUUUGAAAGCAUUGGGGUUUUCUUGUUUUUGGUGUUUUGUUAAUGAUAAAAACACCAAAAAACACAACAAUUUAGUUGUAAGUAAACUCCACCAGAUCUCUCUUUCUGUCUGUAACAACACAGUCGUCGACUCUCUUUAGAUUAUUGUGUAUUUUGUUUGUUUUGGUUGAUACAGCAAAGCACAGCUUCUUCUUUCAGCAAUUUUGUGUUUCAAAGUGAAUUGUUUCUUAGCUCUUUUUUGGCACAAUCCUACGCAUACUUCUCUCGGAAGUUUUGUUUCAACACAUAUACAUAUAUAAAACCAAAGUCUUUCCUGCGUUUACUUGGUUUUUGUUUUCUAGUUUUGUUUUCAAAAUCUUGUUGUUUGUUUACCCAAGUGCUUACUAGCUAGCUGCUAAACUACAACCAAAGCUUUCAAUCUUAAUCUUAGCUGAAAAGGCAACAAAAACUUUUCCAGAUAUGAUGUCUGGUGAGAUGUUUCCUAUCACUCAUCACCACAAUCAUCAACCACCACCACCACCUCCACCUCCACUUCAUGAAGCAUCAAACCCUAACCCUAAAGCCAUCUCCAAUCUCAAGAAGAAGAGGAAUUUACCAGGCACCCCAGAUCCAGAUGCUGAAGUAAUGGCACUUUCGCCAAAAUCACUAAUGGCGACAAACAGAUUUGUAUGUGAAAUCUGCAACAAAGGUUUCCAAAGAGACCAAAACCUGCAACUUCAUCGGAGAGGUCACAAUCUGCCAUGGAAGCUGAAACAAAGGAACAAUAAAGAACCCAUCAAGAAGAAAGUCUACAUUUGCCCGGAAAAAUCUUGUGUCCACCAUGAUCCGUCGCGAGCACUUGGAGAUCUCACCGGAAUCAAGAAACAUUUUAGCCGGAAACAUGGCGAGAAGAAAUGGAAGUGUGAAAAGUGUUCCAAGAAGUAUGCAGUUCAAUCCGACUGGAAAGCUCAUUCCAAGACUUGUGGUACCAGAGAGUAUAAAUGCGAUUGUGGAACACUUUUCUCCAGAAAAGAUAGUUUCAUAACUCAUCGAGCUUUUUGCGAUGCAUUGGCUGAAGAAAGUGUGAGACUCACCACAGUGACACCGAAUAGCCUUGGCAUGAAAAACGAAGCUAUGAACGAAUCCGUGAUGAACCCUAAUUUCCCUCAUGGGUUUUCAGGGAUGACGCAAUUCGGGUCGGGUUUCCGGUCUGAUUUUGGGGAUCAAAACAAUAAGCCAAGAUUAUCACUUUGGUUAGACCAAGCAAAUUCUCAGCUUAAUCUUUCUCCAAUGGAUCAAAUGGCUAUGAAUUCGAAUCUUUACAUGUCAUCAAGCUCCGCAGGUUUAGCGGAUAUGGUUAAUGUCUUUGGUUCCUCUCCAAUGACAAAUUUUACAAACUCGAACCAAAUUCCAAGUUUAUCAUUGACACCUGAAGGUCUAAAAGAGGAAACCCUAGCUUCGUUAUACUCGAUGAACCAAACCCAUCAAACCGAAUCCACUGGUCCAAUGUCUGCUACUGCACUCCUUCAAAAAGCGGCUCAAAUGGGUUCAACCAGAAGCAACCCAUCAAUCUUCGGAUCGAGUUUUGGGCUCAUGAACUCCUCCACUGCAUCAAACACUGCAGUCAGUUUGGUGAACAACAACAGCAACAACAACAACAACAUCCCUACUUCUCUCCCUCAUAUCGCAACUCAACCACAAGUUUCGACUCCAAUGAACAACAAUUCAUCCAAUUCGAGUCCUCAAGCUCGACAACAAAUGAUCAUGUCAAGAAAUGAGACAAUGCCGCCAUUGAAGAUGAUGCAGCGAAGCUUUAGUGGAGUCGAUAAUGGAUUAACGAGAGACUUUUUGGGCAUGGGAGGAGAAGGUGGCCGGCCAUUGAUGCCACAAGAUCUAGUGAAGUUUGCGUCCUAUGGUUCAACGAUGGGAUCAAUGAGGCAUUUCGCUAGCAAUAAUUAAUUAAAUGUCUUAAUUACGCUGGUUAAUUAAUUUGUAUCUCAUAAUCAUGUGUGUUUAAUGUAGCAUAAUAAUAUGUAUUUAUAGACUAAAUUUUUGUCAAUGGUACUUUGCACUUUUAUUAAAAAAAGAAAAGAAAAACAUUGUUGUUUUUUUUGGUCAAUUGACUUGG